CCUUUAUUGCACUCUCUCUAAAACUGCCUCUCCAUCUCUUUGGAUUCUUUUCUCUUUCUCUCUCUCUCUCUUACUUAAUGAGGGAUGAGAUUCGGAUUAAAACCCCACUACUCUCAGAAAAAUAAAAUAAAACCCGAGGAAAAAACCAUUUGAACUUAUCUAUAAAAAAAAACCCAAAAAAAUAAAAAGAGAGAAAAAGAAAUAAACAGAAGUUGGUGCAAAUACAAUGAAACCUCCCAGAACAAACCAGAACACACAUGGGGGCUGUUGAGCUUUUUCACUCCAUUUAAGCGUGCGUGCUCUCAUUCUUGGAGAGGCUCCUGCUCUGUUUGUCUUGCCCUCGCUGGACUUUUGCAGAAAGAGCCGGUGGUUUUGAUUCAUGGGUUAGAGAGCAGUGACGUCGCCUUCUGUGGUGGUGAGAUGACUUAAAAUAGGUUUUUUUAAAUAAUAAAAUUGUUGUUUUGAUAUUUUUAUUUGUGUGGUUAUCUUUGAUGGUGUUGUUGAUAGCGCAGAGAGUAUCAGAUGCUUUAUGUUGCUUCUGUGUGAGGGUUUGAUACCAAAAGCGGGCCCUUUCACUCUUUUGCUUCCUUAAUCUAAUACAAUCUUCUUUCUCUCUAUCUCUUUGCACUUAUCCGUACACAGAAGCAGAAAAAAAACUUAAACCCUUCUCUCUCUCUCUCCACUAUCUCUUUCACAAAAAUAUCUGAUACCAACAGAAAGGGAAAAAAAAUUCAGUUAUUUGAGGAAAAAAAAUCAGUUAUUUGAGGAAAAAAAUGAAGGGGAAGCAAGUUCAAGUUCAUCAUCACCAAGAUCUGCAUGCAGGAGAUCUUCAUCAUCACCACAUGAAAGAUGUAAAUAUUCCAAUCUCAGAUGGGUUUGGUGGUGGUGGUGCCAUGGAGGAACUGGAAGAUCAGGAGGAUAAUUUGGGUGUGGACCCAAGUGAGAUGUGGCUUGAUGACAAUGACCAAGAAACUGCUCUCCUUGCUGAUGUCAAUGACCCUUCCAUCUUCUACAAUGACCACUUCCCUCCUCUCCCUGAUUUCCCAUGCAUGUCAUCUUCUUCCUCCUCAUCUUCAACCCCUGCACCGGUCAAGUCGGUCACUUCAUCGUCCACCUCGUCCUCAGUCUCCUCGUCCUCCUCCGCGGCCUCCUGGGCCAUCUUGAGAUCGGACGCGGAGGAAGAUGGGGAGAGAAGGCAGCAGCACCACCAUAACAGUUACAACCACCGCCACCAGUACUCACAGGCUGAUGAUCAGGCGGUUGAUGUGCAUGCCUUGUCCUCCACCGCCUCGAUGGAGAUCUCUCAGCCGUCGGAUCUCGGCAGGGAAGGCGGAGCCAUGGAUUGCAUGGGUGCGAUGGAGACUUUUGGGUACAUGGAUCUGUUCGAGUCCAAUGAGUUUUUUGACCCCUCCUCCAUUUUCCAAAGUGACAGCCUUUUAAUGGAGCAGUUUCAACAAGAUGACGACCACCAGCAAUUACUAGCGCCCCACCAAUUACAAGACCCUAAUGAAGCCACUGCAAUUAUUCCUCAACAAGAACAAGAACAAGAAGUUGCAGUUCGUGAUGACGAGAAUAACAAGAAGGAUGAUCAGAAAGAGAACAAGGAGCCGGACGACAUGGCCAUGGUGUUCUUGGAGUGGCUGAGGUCAAACAGAGAGACGGUCUCCGCUGAAGACUUGAGAAGUGUGAAGAUCAAGAAGUCGACAAUCGAGUGCGCGGCCAGGCGGUUGGGCGGAGGUAAAGAGGCCAUGAAGCAGUUGCUUAAACUUGUGCUUGAGUGGGUUCAGACCAACCAUCUCCAAAAGAGGCGCGGUAAUAGUCUUACCACCAAAGACGCCGAUAUUGUUGCCCAACAACAGUACCAAGACCCUUUUCAAAACCCUAACCCUAACACAAGCCCUAGAGUUCUUGAAUCAAACCCUUCUUGUAGUUUCACCCAAACUCCUUGGAUGGCACCUCCGCCACAUGCAGCCUAUGAUCACGCCGGGGGAAUCCUUGUCCCCACUCCGCCUCCGCCGCCCCCUCCGGCAGCUUACCCUUCAAUGAUGGGGUACAUAGCGCCUGACCAGUAUGUUAACGGGCCAGGUCCAUACCAACCAUCACCGGAAUAUCAUCACAUGAUUGAUUCUGGGCAAUCUACCUGGCCGUCGUCUCCGUUUGGCAUGGGAACGGCCCAUUACGGGUCGUUCCCGGACAAUAACAUUCACCUAGCCCCUCCUCCACAGCAUCAUCCCCAGGCUUUUGGGUAUGGAAGUCAAUACCAGCCUUACCAGUAUUUUCCAUUGAAUGGUGAGCAUCAAUUGAUGAGGUUAGGGUCUUCAGCUACGAAAGAGGCGAGGAAGAAGAGGAUGGCGAGGCAGAGACGACUUGUGUCACACCAUAGGCAUGGACAUCAGCAGCAGCAGCACCUUAAUGUUCAAAUGCCGGAUCAUCUUCUUCAUCAGCAGCACACAAGGCUUGUUGGGAACGCAGGCGAUCUGAAUUGCGCUAAUUCUGUGCCGCUACAAGCCAAUCCGGGCAACUGGUUUUACUGGCCCACUGCUACGGCGGCCCCGGCCAUGAUGCCUAGCAUUACACAAGAGGCUGCACCGCCUCCUCCAGUGCAGCAGAUGGAUCGGCCGGCUAGUACUCAAGCACAGAAUUACAGUCAGGGGCGUAGUGCUGCACAGGAAAGGCAGGAGAGGCGCCAGGGAUGGAAAUCUGAGAAGAAUUUGAAGUUUCUUCUGCAGAAGGUGUUGAAGCAGAGCGAUGUGGGUAGUCUUGGAAGGAUUGUGUUACCAAAAAAGGAAGCAGAAACCCAUCUUCCAGAACUGGAGGCAAGAGACGGGAUUUCCAUCCCAAUGGAAGACAUUGGGACUUCUCACGUGUGGAACAUGCGCUACAGGUACUGGCCCAACAAUAAAAGCAGGAUGUAUCUCCUAGAAAACACAGGAGAUUUUGUGAGAGCCAAUGGACUCCAAGAAGGGGACUUCAUAGUCAUCUACUCAGACGUGAAAUGUAACAAAUAUAUGAUACGAGGAGUGAAGGUACGGCAAGCCGGGCCAAAAUCAGAGGGCAACAAAAGGCCGGGAAAGUCGCAAAGGAACCAGCAUGCAAACACUCCAGCUGGCACUAAUGGUUCGUCACCUUCCUCAGUCUCAGCCUCAGCCUCAGCCACACACAGGAAACAGUAAAGUGAGAGACAAAGCAAGCAAGCAAACGAAAUCGAAACAGAAGGCCACAUCUUCCUUCUUUGUUUUUCUUACUUUUUUUUCUCUCUUUCAUGCAUGAAAAUGGAUGGACAGAUGGACGGUGAAGAUUAGCCUGGGGGGUUGUUGAAGCUCCUCCUCAUCGUUAAUUGGUCGAUUUUCUCUCCAGUCAAAGUCAAUGUAGAUUACUGUCUCCAAAAGCGAUCACACUGCGUUUUGAAAAUAUUCAAGCUUUUUUGCGCAGGUUGGUUCAGUCGGUAUGGCAGGGCUUUUGGUUUUAGAGAUGAAAAAAAAACCAUCUGACGUAUAGAGGGUUCAAAAUAGUGUAUGAUUAUAUAGAUGUUUUGGGGUUGCAGUGUCAAAAUAUGACCCCAAUUAAGUGUUAAUUAGUGUCUGUUUUGUCUUGUUAAUCAUUGAUGUUGUAUUUUGUAGAACUUAAUUCGUAAAUGAUGUAUAUGAGGAGGGAUGUAUAAUGCUCGCUCA
This is a messenger RNA of Prunus mume (Japanese apricot), 3671 nucleotides long. It is a transcript of the gene ABI3, whose product is annotated as AP2/B3-like transcriptional factor family protein. Lineage: Eukaryota; Viridiplantae; Streptophyta; Magnoliopsida; Rosales; Rosaceae. The record is from RefSeq and is a predicted model, not a curated record. Gene Ontology annotation, molecular function: DNA-binding transcription factor activity; DNA binding.